UGUCACCAACAGCCCUCAAACAAAACAAAGAUUUUGAAGCGUCUCAUAUUAAAACUAUAGCACUUCUUCCACGUCGAAACAAUUACCCUUGGCAAAUGUGUGACCACUCUGAAUCUGUUUAUAAAAACAAUUGCAUUAAAGUUGCAAAAAAUAAAUGUGCUGAAAAUGCUACUUGCUUAUCAAGGCAAGUACAAAAACUGCGAAUAUCCAGCGCCGACUCCAACACAAAAGAAAAAACAAAAAUCAACUCGUUUAUUGAAUUCUACGACAGCAUACCUGAAUACAAUGAUAUCAAUCACUUAUCCAAUAAAGAAUUCUACAAGAAAUUGGAUUAUUUGCGACAGAAGCAGAGAACAUUCUAUGAAAGUUUGGUAAAUGAAGAAAAGUAUGGUGAUAACGAACAUAACAGUUGGUAUGAUAAUUAUAAGUCACUAAAUAAUCAUCGAAAUAGUAUAAUAAAAGCAAAAAAUGAUGAUGUGGUAACACAAAAACCUCCGUCGAGAAGAUCCGUGCGUAUUGGGAGCCCGGAAGUUAUUAUUGAUAAGAAUAGAAGACCUAAAAGUUAUAAAGAUGAAAGUUUAUUGAAGAGUUCAAGAGAACAUGUUUCUUCAGCUGGUUCAACUUCGAGAUACAAGAGCAAUAGGCAUAAAUCGAAUAAAAGUCCGUUUUGUGAUUCGACUUUGGAUGAAAUGAGUGAUUGUACAUUGACAACGCGGAGUGUGCCUUGUAGUCCAAGGAAACAAUCGGUUGCGUGGAAGGAUAACAACACCACGCAGAGUAAUACACCGGAUACAUUUAAAAUGACCGUCAGAAAUGAGAAUGAUAAAAUAAUAGACGAAAUAGUAAUCAACAAGAAAGCAAAUAAAACUAAUGAUGGAAUGUUUCGUGCGAAUCCUGUUCCGAUUGAAUCACGCAUUCCGCUGUUUGAUAAAAUAAUGUACGAACAAGAACAAAGAAGUAAACAAGUGAAACAACGAAGUAAGGAAGCACUGAAAGCUCAAAUGAAUUUAUUUUCAUUUACAAAACGCGAGGAAGAAAUCUCAGAUAUUACUCGACGUCUCACAAAAUCAUCACCUGAUUUAUUUCUUUGUUUUGACAAGCAAAAGAAGCCAAAACAAUUUAGGGCAAAACCAGUACCAAAAAAUCUAUUUAGUAAUUAUGCUUAUCAAAAAAUGAAUGAAGAUGAAUACUACAGAUCUUUGCAAAAAAAGAUUCGUGCAGAGGAAAUGUUGAAAACAGCAUCGCUGCCUCCUUCAAUGGCAAAACGUGAGAAGACUAAAUCUAAAUACCACAUAUGUCCGAAAUCAUUCCGAGAAAUGUACGAAAGCCAAAUGAGGAAAAUACCACCAUCACGCCGGAAAGAUUUAGAAAAAGAAUUGGCCGAACUCGAACUUGAUUUCAUCAUGGCGACGCCAAGUCCAGUAAAUGUAAACAAACCAAAAAGUAAUAAAUCAAAACGGAAAAACACUAGAAAGUCAUCAUCAUCCAGCAGUGGAAAGAGUAGCAGAAGUCCUUCGACUCUUGAAAGUGUAAAUCGGUCAAACUUGGCUGCUGUUUUACGAAUUCAAUCAUCAAGGAAACGAAUGGAAGACGAAAUUUGUCGGCGUAUUGAAGAAGCACAUCUUAAAGAGGAAGCACGCUGGCGUGAAAAAGUGCUCCGGAAAAAACCGGUCUGGCAGACAUUGACGUACAGCCAUGAGGAAGAUCUAAAUAUGCGAUUACAGAUGCGCCGUGACGAGGAACGGAUGCGGAACGAAGAGUUUCGUAUGCAGAUGGAGACGAUGUUUGGCAGAGUUAACCAGCAGCCAACUUUGUUCGAAAGACAAUCAAAUGUAAAGCUUGCAAAAACCAAAGAAGAACUGAUUUCACAACUUUAUGGUCCUUCACCUUCAAGUGACAAAUUUUCACAUAGUAAUGAAUCUUUAAGAAAAUGUGUUGAAAUGAAAGAUGAGGGAAUACAAGCCAAGCUUGACGAUGUUUUUGACCCGAAUGAGAAUGGACCAGAGCAGAAAGAAGAAUUUAUCACUGAUUCAGUUGACACUGAUGAUAAUUAAUUUGAAAAAUUGCAACACUGCUGGAGUUCUUCAACCUAACCUAAAUUAUAAGCUAACCGAAUGUAUAACUUGCUUAUUGUUACCACUAUUAGUAGAUUUAGUCGUGUAGAUUCUUAGAUAUUGAUGUUUUAAUACUGUACACUUUCUGUGAUAUGAACCAUAACAAAAUGUCAACGUCUCUAAUGUAUCCCACAACUUCCAAUCAUUUGUUAGCACAUGUGUGGAUAUUUAAAUCAUUUCCUCUUGUAGCGCACAUAAACGUUUCAACAAUAAAGUCGUCCAUGUGCUUCGAAGUCACAUUCUGAUAAA
This is a messenger RNA of Dalotia coriaria, 2363 nucleotides long. Its product is annotated as protein FAM161A. Lineage: Eukaryota; Metazoa; Arthropoda; Insecta; Coleoptera; Staphylinidae. Gene Ontology annotation, cellular component: cilium. Bases 96 to 2054 code for a protein of 652 amino acids. The transcript is spliced from 6 exons. The record is from RefSeq and is a predicted model, not a curated record. Gene Ontology annotation, biological process: cilium organization.